CAGAGGGGGCGUCUCGAAGGUCAUCAAAUAAGAUCACGCUGUCAUCUGCUGAGGGUUUGAUGUCUUUCUUCAGGAGCCAUAGUGUUUCAUAUUAUUGUGAGUGCCAUCUGAUAAGAAAACAAUCAGAUGCUGGAAAAGGAAGGUUUGGUGCAGCCAAAGCUAAGAAAUGGGGAAGGCAAAAAUGCGAUGAAGCCACUGCUGCGAAGAGAAAGCUCUACCUGGAACUCUCUCGAAGAGAUCAUUCUUCUACCUAUGCAAAAGAUGACAUCUGGAUCAUUUCAAAGACUUUGUCCUUCAAUCCAGAUUCGACAUUUAUAGCAAGCAGUGUUUAUUAUGGACCAUC
This is a messenger RNA of Stylophora pistillata, 343 nucleotides long. RefSeq lists its product as uncharacterized. Gene Ontology annotation, molecular function: helicase activity; zinc ion binding. The record is from RefSeq and is a predicted model, not a curated record. Lineage: Eukaryota; Metazoa; Cnidaria; Anthozoa; Scleractinia; Pocilloporidae. Gene Ontology annotation, cellular component: site of double-strand break; nucleus. Gene Ontology annotation, biological process: double-strand break repair.